Messenger RNA from Odocoileus virginianus texanus, 4891 nucleotides. The record is from RefSeq and is a predicted model, not a curated record. NCBI's taxonomy places the organism in Eukaryota, Metazoa, Chordata, Mammalia, Artiodactyla, Cervidae.
AGGUAUACAGUUUUUACAUGUAGACUUAGGUGUGUGUAUUGCUUAGGAUAGUAUCCCUGAAGACUAGGCCAGGGUACCUAUAUCGAUGAACCUGAUGAAGAAAGAGCUGUCCAGGGAACAGCCCCCACAGAACACCGGUCCUUUGGUUCCUAGGAUCCCCUCACCAGGAACAGGUCUAGCAAGGGUGUCAAGCUCCAGUUGUAUUCCAGGUGAUGGGCUUACUGUGCAGCUCUCUGCUGGAAACCAGAUUGCAAGUGUGUUGUGAAAAAAGACCAUAUCAUCUUUCUUUAAUCUCCACAGAUCUGAAACAUUGUCACUUAAAGAAAUGGUUAUUUAAGAGAGGAGAGAAAAGACCCUUUAUGACUUCAUUUAAAAUGUUCUUUCUCAGGUUUGUGUGUGAGGGAGGUAGAGAGGGAGAACACACAGUGAUCUGGUCCAUGAGAAUAGGGUUCUACCUGCUGUACCCUAAUUUUUGUAGUGUAGGCAGAGACAGCAGAUGGAUGCUCAGUUACAGUUAGAGGAGUCAGCGAUCGGGAGAUGGAGGCACUGGGUAGAGAAAUUCUGAGAAAUCUGUCUGUAAAUACAAAGGGAGGUGAGAGUGGUUGAUUCAAGUGAAAGAGGUUACUCUGUAAUAGUAGAAUUGUAGAAUAGUCUGAAAGGUGGCUCAGAAUGAUUACUUUAGUAACUCGUUCCAGUAUUUAUUAAGGUCAGUGGUGAUACGUAGAGAACUCUGUGAGGGAAGGCAGUCAGCAGGAAGUCGGAAUCACGAGAAGUGGUAAGGAGGUUCAGUGCCUGACAUUCAGGUGUGACUUAUUUGCAGCUUUUUAACCAAGUUUUUUGUUUUGUUGUGGUGAGGAUUCUUUUUGGGAUUAUUUAUUUGUUUUUGUUUGGUCCCUUAGAAAUCUUGUUGAGUGUUACAAGAAGAAUCAGGAAAGAAUUGAUUAGGCGCAGAUGUCCACAGGGAUACAAAGAAGGCUCUGAGUCCAGCAUUACUUUUCCUUCAGAAAGCUAUCCAGUUUCUUUUAUCCUUGUUACAGACAUCUGAAUUCAUGCUGCCAUGUUUGAGAGAAAAUUUAUAGGGAGAUUAGUUAUGAUUUUUUAUUACUUAUACCAGUUACUUUAUAUUGUCUUAGCUAAUCAGACUCUUUUAAAGCAGUGUGGUUUCUUUAAAAGCACACGUAUUUUUCUGGUUAUGAAAGCAAUACAUUUUUUCUGCAUAAGAUUGGAAAACAUAGAUAAGAAUAAAGGAAGAUAAGUCACCCAUAAUAUCAUCAUGAGAUAAAAUAUUAAUAGUUUUAUUUAUUUACCUUUUUGUAUGCAUUUAGAAAUGUAUGUGAAACAACAUAUCAUGACCAUUUUCCCAUAUUAUUAAAAAUUCUAAAAAUGUUAAAUCUUCCUACCCGUUUUUGAACAUUUACUCUGCUUCUGAUUUUUCCUAUUAUAAAUAAUGCUGAUGAAUAGCCUGCUGAUAAAUUUCUUUGUCUCUAUCUCAGAUUAGUUCCUUAGAAUAAAUUUCCUGAACGUGGAAUUGCUGAAUCAAAGAUGUGAAUAUUUUUAAGGUUUUUAAUACAUUUUGCCAACAUGUCUUCAGGAAAGAUUGUUUUGUUUAAAUUCUUGACCAGCAAUAUUGGAGUGUAUCUGUGUACUGGAUACAAAUUCCACACAAUACUGGACUAAAACAUGCUUGAUGUGUCUUUUCAUAUACUGGUUUUCUUCAGUUGAGAAUGGUCAUGUUCAGCCUUCAGCCAUCAGACAUGUUCGUUCUUGGAGCAACAUACCCUUUAUCACUGUGCCCCUCAGUCGUACACAUGGCAAGUCUUUUGCCCACCGCAGUGAGCUGAAGCAUGCAAAGAGAAUUGUGGUGAAACUUGGAAGUGCCGUGGUGACCCGAGGGGAUGAAUGUGGCCUGGCCCUGGGGCGCCUGGCGUCUAUUGUUGAGCAGGUGUCAGUGCUGCAGAAUCAAGGCCGAGAGAUGAUGCUGGUGACGAGUGGAGCUGUAGCCUUCGGCAAGCAGCGCUUGCGCCAUGAGAUCCUUCUGUCUCAGAGCGUAAGGCAGGCUCUACAUUCAGGGCAGAACCACCUGAAAGAGAUGGCAAUUCCAGUCUUAGAAGCCCGAGCCUGUGCAGCUGCUGGACAGAGUGGGCUGAUGGCCUUGUAUGAAGCCAUGUUUACCCAGUACAGCAUCUGUGCUGCCCAGAUUUUGGUGACCAAUUUGGAUUUCCACGAUGAGCAGAAGCGCCGAAACCUCAAUGGGACUCUUCAUGAGCUUCUGCGAAUGAACAUCGUCCCCAUUGUCAACACAAACGAUGCUGUUGUCCCUCCAGCAGAGCCCAAUAGCGAUCUCCAGGGGGUAAAUGUUAUUAGUGUUAAAGAUAAUGAUAGCCUGGCUGCCCGUCUGGCUGUGGAAAUGAAGACUGACCUCUUAAUUGUUCUCUCAGAUGUAGAAGGUCUCUUUGACAGCCCCCCAGGGUCAGAUGAUGCAAAGCUCAUUGAUAUAUUUUAUCCUGGUGAUCAGCAGUCUGUGACAUUCGGAACCAAGUCCAGAGUCGGAAUGGGUGGCAUGGAAGCCAAGGUGAAAGCGGCUCUCUGGGCUUUACAAGGUGGUACUUCUGUGGUCAUUGCCAAUGGGACCCACCCCAAGGUGUCUGGGCAUGUCAUCACAGACAUUGUAGAGGGAAAGAAAGUUGGCACUUUCUUUUCUGAAGUAAAACCUGCAGGCCCUACUGUGGAGCAGCAGGGAGAAAUGGCUCGAUCAGGAGGAAGGAUGUUAGCCACUUUGGAACCUGAGCAGAGAGCAGAGAUUAUCCAUCACCUGGCCGAUCUGUUGACAGACCAGCGAGAUGAGAUCCUGUUAGCCAACAAAAAAGACAUGGAGGAGGCCGAAGGGAGACUUGCAGCUCCUCUGCUGAAACGUUUGAGCCUCUCCACGUCUAAAUUGAACAGCCUGGCCAUCGGUCUGCGGCAGAUUGCGGCCUCCUCCCAGGACAGUGUGGGGCGGGUUUUGCGCCGGACGCGAAUUGCCAAAGACUUGGAGCUAGAACAAGUCACUGUCCCAAUUGGAGUCUUGCUGGUCAUCUUUGAGUCUCGCCCUGACUGUCUACCCCAGGUGGCAGCCUUGGCUAUAGCAAGUGGUAAUGGCUUGUUACUCAAAGGAGGGAAGGAGGCCUCACACAGCAACCGAAUCCUUCACCUCCUGACCCAGGAGGCCCUCUCAACCCAUGGAGUCAAGGAGGCUGUACAGCUGGUGAAUACCAGAGAAGAAGUAGAAGAUCUUUGCCGUUUAGACAAAAUGAUAGAUCUGAUCAUUCCACGAGGCUCUUCCCAGCUGGUCAGAGACAUCCAGAAAGCUGCUAAGGGCAUCCCAGUGAUGGGGCACAGUGAAGGCAUCUGCCACAUGUACGUGGAUUCAGAGGCCAGUGUCGACAAGGUCACCAGGCUAGUUAGAGACUCCAAAUGUGAAUAUCCAGCUGCCUGUAAUGCUUUAGAGACCCUGUUAAUCCACCGAGACCUGCUGAGAACACCAUUGUUUGACCAGAUCAUUGACAUGCUGAGAGUGGAACAGGUGAAGAUUCAUGCAGGCCCCAAGUUUGCCUCUUAUCUGACCUUCAGCCCCUCUGAAGUGAAGUCCCUCCGAACUGAGUACGGGGACCUGGAGCUGUGCAUUGAAGUGGUGGACAGUGUGCAGGAUGCCAUCGACCACAUCCACAAGUAUGGCAGCUCACACACGGAUGUCAUCGUCACCGAGAAUGAGAAGACAGCUGAGUUCUUUCUCCAGCACGUGGACAGUGCCUGUGUGUUCUGGAAUGCCAGCACUCGCUUCUCUGAUGGCUACCGCUUCGGACUGGGAGCUGAAGUGGGAAUAAGUACAUCUCGAAUCCACGCCCGGGGGCCAGUGGGACUAGAAGGACUACUGACUACCAAGUGGCUGCUGCGAGGGCAGGACCACGUGGUCUCAGACUUCUCAGAGCACGGAAGUUUAAAGUACCUUCAUGAGAACCUCCCUAUUCCUCAGCGAAACACCAACUGAGCCCCUUCAGAGGAGAGCCGGGCGUGUCCAAGGGGUCUUCACAGUGAAGCUCAUCUCAAGCAUCUCGGGCGGAACCCUGUCUUGUCUCCCACCUCCUGGUAGGACCUGUCUGUUGGAAAGUGCACCUCCAUGCUUCUGGGCUGUGUGGCAACAUCAAUCUGGGCUAAGGACUCGUGUUCCAGCGCCCCCCCCCCCUCUUUUUUUCUUUUCUCUAAGUUAGAACAUAAUUGCUGUAGAUAGGGAUUUUGCAUGAUUGCUACAGAGAGGGACUUUGCUUCACAUAGUGCAAUUCCUUUUGAUGAUGAAAACAGAAAGGUGCGGUUUUCCCACAUAAAAGGCAAUGGAAAAAUCACAGUCGAUUUUUACCUUUUAUCACCUCAAUGAGGUCGAGUCUCCUUUGGCAUUUGGUUGUUACAAGAGCCAGUCAUACCUGACAAGUCUCUCCACAUUUCAUUUCUUUCACACUCUUGGUCUUCAGAAAUGAGAGAUUUAGAAUUUGGAGAGGGGCAGUUCUUAUUAGCAUUCUCAUCAGAAACAGUCACAGAGAUGGACUGAAUCAUUUGCACUGGGCAGGUUGGCCUUCUGUAUUUAUCUGUGGAGUGAAUAUAAAAAGCUUUCUAGCUGCUUGGCAACCUCUCCGGAUCCAGAGCUCAGCCCUACUUGUGACACGGCUGGAACCAAAGCUGUGGACGGAAGGUGCAAGUUUGAGAAUGAAGUACCUACCGCCAUUGUGCUGAAAUUUUUAUAUGAGUUAUUUUGUCGUCCUUUCUCUCCAAAACAAAAAAUUAGAGAAUUAUUUUAAUACUUUGGAUUCUUCCCCCCUUUUUGAGAAAUAAAGUUCUUAAGAAAAGCCUGUGUGCACUA